This is a messenger RNA of Beta vulgaris subsp. vulgaris (sugar beet), 3375 nucleotides long. RefSeq names its product ATP synthase subunit beta, chloroplastic. The transcript has 2 exons. NCBI's taxonomy places the organism in Eukaryota, Viridiplantae, Streptophyta, Magnoliopsida, Caryophyllales, Amaranthaceae. Gene Ontology annotation, biological process: proton motive force-driven mitochondrial ATP synthesis; proton transmembrane transport. The coding region runs from base 456 to 2288 and encodes 610 amino acids. The record is from RefSeq and is a predicted model, not a curated record. Gene Ontology annotation, molecular function: proton-transporting ATP synthase activity, rotational mechanism; ATP hydrolysis activity; ATP binding. Gene Ontology annotation, cellular component: chloroplast thylakoid membrane.
AUGUGAAAAUAUGCGGAAUUCCAUCAUGAAAAGGUAAAAAAAAAGGCUAGACACAAAUCUAUAUACUAAAUACAAACUAAGUCCCAAUUCGAUAGAAAUUACGAAUCAUAAAAAAAAAUAUAGGUUAGAGUUCGGGUUCGAUUUCCGUAGAUAAUAUAGAAAGGAUUGUCUAUAAUGAUAGGCAAAUAAAAGACUUUCUCGGGAUUUUUGGUCAUCCGUUUGAUAUUUUGAAAAUAGGUGGAUUGAAAUUUCAAAUUGAAUAGAAAUAGAAUAAUUCAAAAAAGUAAACAAUUGAAUUGGAUUCCUUUGGAUGGUACCAACAAAAUGGAUUGCUAACUCCUAUUUCUUAUUUAAUUAAUCGAUCAACUUGCUAUCGGACAUUUUUUUUUUUUUUUUUUUUUGGAUUCGAUAAUUUUCAUUUUCGCAAAAAAUUUCGACAUACUUUACUAUAUAUUAUGAGAACCAAUUCUACUACUUCUGGUCCUGGGGUUCCCACACUUGAAAAAAAAAACCUGGGGCGUAUCGCUCAAAUUAUUGGUCCGGUACUGGACGUAGCUUUUCCUCCAGGCAAGAUGCCAAAUAUUUACAACGCUCUAAUAGUUACGGGUCAAGAUACUACUGGUCAACCAAUUAAUGUGACUUGUGAGGUACAACAAUUAUUAGGAAAUAAUCGAGUUAGGGCUGUAGCUAUGAGUGCUACAGAUGGUCUAAUGCGAGGAAUGGAAGUUAUUGAUAAAGGAGCUCCUUUAAGUGUUCCAGUCGGCGGCGCGACUCUCGGACGAAUUUUUAACGUGCUUGGGGAGCCUGUUGAUAAUUUAGGUCCCGUAGAUACUCGCACAACAUCUCCUAUUCAUAGAUCUGCGCCUGCCUUUACACAGUUAGAUACAAAAUUAUCUAUUUUUGAAACAGGAAUUAAAGUGGUAGAUCUUUUAGCCCCUUAUCGCCGUGGAGGAAAAAUCGGACUAUUUGGGGGCGCGGGAGUGGGUAAAACAGUGCUCAUUAUGGAAUUGAUCAACAAUAUUGCAAAAGCUCAUGGGGGCGUAUCCGUAUUUGGCGGAGUAGGUGAACGUACUCGUGAAGGAAAUGAUCUUUACAUGGAAAUGAAAGAAUCCGGAGUUAUCAAUGAACAAAAUAUUGCAGAGUCAAAAGUAGCUUUAGUCUACGGUCAAAUGAAUGAACCGCCAGGGGCGCGUAUGAGAGUUGGGUUGACUGCCCUAACUAUGGCGGAAUAUUUCCGAGAUGUUAAUGAACAAGACGUACUUCUAUUUAUCGACAAUAUCUUCCGUUUCGUCCAAGCCGGAUCUGAAGUAUCUGCCUUAUUGGGUCGAAUGCCUUCCGCUGUAGGUUAUCAACCUACUCUUAGUACCGAAAUGGGCUCGUUACAGGAAAGAAUUACUUCUACAAAAGAAGGAUCCAUAACUUCGAUUCAAGCCGUCUAUGUACCUGCAGACGAUUUGACCGAUCCCGCUCCUGCCACGACAUUUGCACAUUUAGAUGCGACUACCGUACUAUCAAGAGGAUUGGCCGCCAAAGGGAUCUAUCCAGCGGUGGAUCCGUUAGACUCAACGUCAACUAUGCUUCAACCUAGGAUCGUUGGUGAGGAACAUUAUGAAAUUGCGCAAAGAGUUAAGCAAACCUUACAACGUUACAAAGAACUUCAGGACAUUAUAGCUAUCCUUGGGUUGGACGAAUUAUCCGAAGAAGAUCGUUUAACUGUAGCAAGAGCACGAAAAAUUGAGCGUUUCUUAUCACAACCUUUUUUCGUAGCAGAAGUAUUUACAGGCUCUCCAGGAAAAUAUGUUGGUCUAGCAGAAACAAUUAGAGGGUUUCAAUUGAUCUUUUCCGGAGAAUUAGAUGGUCUUCCUGAACAGGCCUUUUAUUUGGUAGGUAACAUCGAUGAAGUUACCGCGAAAGCUAUGAACUUAGAAAUGGAAAAAGUAAAAGAAAUCAUUUUAUCUACUAAUAGUGGCCAAAUUGGCGUAUUACCAAAUCAUGCCCCGAUUGCCACAGCGGUAGAUAUAGGGAUUUUAAGAAUACGCCUUAACGACCAAUGGUUAACAAUGGCUCUGAUGGGCGGUUUUGCUAGAAUAGGCAAUAAUGAGAUCACUAUUUUAGUAAAUGAGGCUGAGAAGGGUAGUGACAUUGAUCCACAAGAAGCUCAGCAAACUCUUGAAAUAGCAGAAGCUAACUUGAAGAAAGCGGAAGGAAAGAGACAAGUAAUUGAAGCAAAUCUAGCUCUUAGACGAGCUAGGACACGGGUAGAGGCUAGCAAUACGAUUUCGUCGUAACUAAUCGGUGCGUUCGAAUAAUCAAAAGAAGUUCUGUUUAUACACCCUUUAUCUAUAUCUUCUAUAUAUAUAUAGAAGAUAUCAUACAUAUCUUAUUUUGAUUUUAUUGAUUCAAUCAAAUUCAAAUAAGAUAAUCAAUUUAAUAGUCUUAAUAAUCCGAGGGUGAGUAGAAAAACUUAUUAGAUACCAAAGUCGAGGGUAUCUAAUAAGUUUUACCUACUAUUGGAUUUGAACCAAUGACUCCCGCCGUAUGAAAGCAAUACUCUAACCGCUGAGUUAAGUAGGCCUUUAUAUCAUUCCAAAGAGGACUAAAUAUAACCAUCACAUAGAUUGAUUAUAAAUCCAAUAUUGUUUAGAAGCAAUAUCAAUCAAACAGAUCAAAGAGCUAUGAUGUUGGAUCGUGGAAUAUUUAUCUUGACAAGAAAUUAUCUACAUGCUAAAAUAUGGAGCAUAAACACAAGGGCUAUAGCUCAGUUAGGUAGAGCACCUCGUUUACACGCGCGCCAAUGGUUUUCAGGGGAGUCCAUAAUGCAAUCAAAAGAAUUCAUCUUUUUGAUAAAUCUAUGUCUUACUCUAUGACUUUGAGGAAACAAGAGAACAAUAGCCUGACAAUUAGUUCUAGUUCGGUCCUACUUAAGUGUCCAUUUAGUUACCAAAUAGAACCCAUUAUUGAUUUGAGAUAUUGAUAGGGUGAAUACCCAGCCUAUUCAAUGCUAGGCAUAAUGAGUAUAAGGGCCUCAAAAAAUCUCUUUUCGUCCUAUGAACUUUAAGGUGUAUGAAGUUUCAUAUUGGAUUCUUUAAGCAGAACGAUAGAGACUCCAUUUAAUUUUUAAAAUUGAUCUAGGCCAAAGGCAGACCUACGUCAAGAUAACUCUUCUUUGAAACACUUUGGUAGUGCUUUUGAAUCAAAAUUCCAAUAAAUAAUGAAUCGGAGCACAUGGAACCCUUUUCUUUCUAUCAAGAAAAAAUAUGGUGGACUAGCUGAUAUUUAUAUCAGUUAAUGAAAGAGCCCAAUGCAAAAAAAAGCAUGUUGGGUCUUUGAAACAGUUCAAAUCAUUUUGAGAAUAAUAAGUUUGAUCUGUUUUAC